AUGACCACUGUCAGGUCCCUCAUUGCCAUAACAACAAAGAUAAAAUGGGAAAUCUCACAACUGGAUGUGAACAAUGCAUUUUUCCAUGGAGACUUGCAUGAGGAGGUGUAUAUGCAGGCUCCUCCAGGUCUUGAAGUGCACUCUCCGAGGUUAGUUUGCAAGCUGAACAGGUCCCUCUAUGGAUUGAAGCAGGCCAGUAGACAAUGGUAUGAUAAGUUGACUAAAGUCCUAUACUUAAGAGGGUACACAUAUUCCAUGUAUGACUAUUCCUUAUUCCACAGGAAACAAGGUUCUUCUGUUGUCUUUGAUUUGGGGAAGUUUCUAGGGCUAGAAAUCCUUUACAAGUCAGAUGGUAUUAUCAUUUCACAAAGAAAAUUUGUCUUAGACUUGUUAAAGGAAUAUGAGUGUCUACAUUCCCCGGGCCUGACUUCUCCCCUUGAUCCUACAAUAAAGUUGAAAGCUAAAGAGGGGGCUCCAUUGUCUGAUCCUACCUUCUACAGGGAAUUAGUUGGAAAAUUGUACUUCCUUACUAAUACUAGGCUAGACAUAACAUAUGGGGUUCAACAUCUUAGUCAGUUUAUGAAAGAUCCUAGGGAGCCUCACUUGCAUGCAGCCUAUCAUAUGCUGAGGUACCUGAAGAAGGACCCUACUAUGGGUCUAUAUUUCAGCAAUGCAGAUAAUUUUUCGGUGGCUGCCUAUUUUGAUUCUGAUUGGGCAGCCUGCCCUGAUUCUAGAAGAUCAGUAUCUGGUUAUGUUGUAUUUUUGGAUGGUAGCCCUGUCAGCUGGAAGUCCAAGAAACAGAAAACCAUAUCUCUCUCCUCAGUAGAAGCAGAAUACAGAGCUCUCAGAAAGGUUGUUGGUGAACUUGUUUUGGCUAUCAAGACUACUUGA
This is a messenger RNA of Nicotiana attenuata, 891 nucleotides long. RefSeq lists its product as uncharacterized. NCBI's taxonomy places the organism in Eukaryota, Viridiplantae, Streptophyta, Magnoliopsida, Solanales, Solanaceae. The transcript is spliced from 2 exons. Bases 1 to 891 code for a protein of 296 amino acids. The record is from RefSeq and is a predicted model, not a curated record.